This is a messenger RNA of Cololabis saira (Pacific saury), 1047 nucleotides long. RefSeq lists its product as uncharacterized. The record is from RefSeq and is a predicted model, not a curated record. Lineage: Eukaryota; Metazoa; Chordata; Actinopteri; Beloniformes; Belonidae. The transcript has 5 exons. Bases 104 to 430 code for a protein of 108 amino acids.
AAAGAAACACUUGAAUGCAGCACCAGAGGCGCGUGUCAGCUGCUGCUGGAGCUGGAAGGAAAACAACAGAAACGCAUGAAGUUUCAGCAGAUAGCUGCAGGAAAUGUGGACCAUGGUGAAAAACGGAAGCACAGCUGUCAUCGAGAACGAAACCAGUUCAAAGAUGGUUGACCCAGUUGUUGGAGAGCAGCUUUUACACACCGCUCAGCACAGGCCAGUCCAAGUUUCAACCGCAGCCACGACUCGUCCUUCCUACACUGAGGAGUCUUCAGCCAGGAGCAGUGGGAUCAUCCCGGGUGCGAUUGCAGCUGCAGUGUUCAUUGCCCUUUUGCUUGGUCUCUACGCUGUUCUCUGGAAGUGCAUGACUUCAUCGCAGCAACGAAAGCACAAGAAGGUGAGGAUAAGAGUCCAACAGAAGGCCUCAGUAUGAAGGGGUUCAAAAGAAAUCGGAAAUUGGAUUCAUGAAAAAUAUUUUUAAGACUGUCCACAAACCAAACCACCAACAUUUGACUCAGAAAGUGGACUUGCAGGCUUUGCUGUUUGCUUUUGUUGGUUUUAAAGCUUUUUGAUGUGAAACACUUUUUUUAACGUCCUGUGAACUCUGCGCCACUGAUGGGGGAGGAGGCACAGCUCACUCCUGGGAUCAAUAAGCGUUGCGCUUUAGAAGGAGAGAUUAUGUGGAUAUUUUUGAAAUAUGUAUGGAGAAUUUUCGGGCUUUGAUGGUGUAAUGAAAACCUUUACGUAUCCACCUUCAUUUUAAUCCACCCUCACUUUUUAAAGUCCUCAUAAAAGCUAUUUUUUAUACAAUAUACUGUUUUUAGUUUUUCUGGCAUUUAAUCAUAGGAAAGUAAAUUGUGUAAGAUGGAUAAUAUGAAACCACUUAAUCCUUUAAUAUGACUUUAUAGGAGGUUACUCACUGUAAAAAGGCUGCUAGGAGCAUUCAGACUACUACUUUAUGGUGAUUUUGUUUGAUAUUGUAUAUUUACUUGCGUUAUUUGAUUUUCUAAGGAUGCUGAAACUACUGUAUGACCUCUGACAUUACAAUAA